AGAACAUUUCAAACAUUACCCUGUUCAACAUGAAAUAUCUGAUUGUAUUGUUACAUUCAGUGCUCGGUUGCUGUUCCUUCUUUAUAGACAAUUACGCGCCAGAAGAAAGUCUAAUAUGGCCGACAGAAUUUUAUUUUAAAGCUGAAAAGAUCAGCCUCAAGUCUGGUAUCGUUGAGCCUUACGAAGUAUGAGGCUGUUUAAGAACAUAAAUCUUACAAGAGCAAACAAUCUUAUUUGUAGUUUUCCAUUAAGUCUAAUAUAUUUAAUUUUCUGAUAAAAAAGCUAAUAAUCGGGGAAUAAUAAAUGUUUCCUUGUUCUCCCGUAAUUUUUUGAAAAAUUGAGGUUUGCUCCUUUGCGGCGUCAACGACGAAUUAUUCGUAGGCCAUACUUGUUCCGUACGGGAUGCGGAGCCGCGGCCCCGAGCGCUGCAACUCAUUACUAAGCCACUGCGCAACGGAGCCGUCUAUAAUCUAUAUUAUAUGAAACGGGGCUUCAGCAGGAGAAAUAUACUCUGCGAUAGCUAAUCUUGGCUGAACAGCGUGUCAAACUAAGCAUUUCAUGUAAUUUUAUCCUCUUUUGGUAACAGGCACAGUUCAGAACAAAACCGCUCCCGGAUAGACUUCUAUGAGGGAACGGUGAAACGUUUUAUAUAUAGGGAUCCGGAAGAAAAGAGGACCAUUGCUUAUGAGGUAAGUUAAGAUCACUGGCUCUUCAGUAUAACAGUGUUUAUUUAUAAUAUAAUAAGAGUGACAAGCAAGCACACAGUCCACCUGUUUGUAAGUGAAGUGUGGCCCAUAGACUUCUUUACAUUGACACAGACAGACUUCUACAUUUAUCCUCGAUUAGGAAUCACCAAUCGCGGCAUAGUAUACUCUCCAUUAAGAUUUAAAAUGGAGAUGACAAAAAUAUCCCCCCUCCCCUCUCCGCCCCACCCUCCUAUAGUAUUUUCUAUAGGACCUAUGUUCAAAAACUUUGAUAGGCAGUAACGAAAAUUUAUGUUGAACCAUUGAAACAAUUUACACAAGUGAAACGAUCUCGAACAUACAGAUAGAUGCACUGUCACCCUAGAGAAUUAAUAUGUAUAUAACGGCACGUGCAACAUUGCACGUGCGACGGCGUCGGUGUAGCUAGACAUAAUUCUUGUAAAUAACACUUGCUCCGCACACCUGCACCAUUGCACCUGCGGUGGCGCCCGUUUAGCUUGUAUAAAACGGACGGAGCUGCCGCCAUUAGGACAGCCUUGGCUCUGACGUGGAACGGUGCGCUUGUCGUAUUCCGUAUUACUAGUCUAUCCUUGACUCGUUGGAUAAUUAAUUCGUGUAAACGAAUUAAUUAUUAUUCCUAACUACAAAAUCAGUCUCUGUACUAUACCCACUAUACUUCCUACAUAUAUUUGUUUCCCUCUGUAACCUCUUCAACUACCCACGUGAUGAUAUGGGGUAGUGGAUAUUCUUACACCGCCAGUACACGGUAAUCAGGAUAACAGAGGGAAACAAAUCAGGAGAUGAGCAGUAGUGUCUUCCUAAUAACGACUGAAAAUAAAAAAUAAACUGCGGUUGCCAACCACUUGCCAAGUAUGGUAACUGUGGCAAAUGUUCCCCCUAUGAGGAUUGCCUAUGAUUGCAGGAAGGCCUAUGUUCAGCAGUGGACUUAGGCUGGCCGUAACGGUAACGGUAUAUACAUUCACUUGACCCUUGACUACGAAUCAAAACGCAGAUGCGUUGUUUACCCAGACGACUAACUCGGAAUGUAUUGUUACAAAUGAAAUAGGUCUCAUGUUUCUUUUUUUAUAGAAUAAGUGUGACAAACAAGCACACAGUCCACCUGAUGGUAAGUGGCUGCUGUGACCCAUAGACAUCUACAUCUAUCCUCGAUUACGUAUAAAAAUGCAGAUGCGUUGUCACCCGUGAAAACUAAGAUGGAAUGCCUCCUUUCCAGUAAAAAGGGUCUCGAGUUCACUACACCCACCAUACGAAUCACAGCAGCUUUAGGCUGCUAUUUUACGCUGGUAUUCUGUGAGAGCGUGGUCCUUCCCCGGUCGAGCUGAACCAUUCGUGCUACAACUAUACUACUUAUAUAGCUGAAGCAUGGCUCUAUCAUGCUGUAUUUCAUAUGUUUGACCAUAUGAAACACAGCAGCUUUACGACACUAUUUUACACCGGUAUUCCAUGCGGGCGUAGUAUUUCUCCUCCUAUUAGUCCUGGAUCUGGAAAGCGUUGUAACAUGACUACUACACAUUAUAAUGUUUUUAUAGCAAAGCACUAAACAUCGCAGAGAGUGUCAUCGUUUGUCAUCCUUGCUUGUAUAAAGAAAGUAUAACUUUUCUUUUUUUACUUUGCAGCUCUUUCCGAAGACUGAAGGCGACCUGGAUAGCAUUCUGUAUUGUAGUCAAGUACCGUGUAAUGAACAAAUGACAAAAUUCUUACCAUCUGUUGAAGAUUUUACUUAUCAAGGUGAUAAGACAUACGAUGGUAAAUUGGUGCAGAUUUGGAAGUCCGUCGUCGAAGAAGCGAAUCAUUAUAAAUACGAAAAUAUCAUAUACGUGUAUAAAAACGAAGACAAUCAGUACAUUCCUGUCAGAUUUGUCCAAAAGCAGUUCAUCAUUUGGAAUGCCGCUCUUAACAGCCAUAGUAUCACCAACUUUUACAUUUUCAAUACCAAUGUGAGUUCCGAUGACCUGGACGUUAGCAAAGUUGGAAAAUGUAACGAUGCAGAGCCUUUAGACACUAAUCUCAAACAGGAUCUCGAAAACCUGCAUCCUCAUCUUGAUUCCGAUGUAAACAAGGCUUUUGAAAGCUAUAAAAAUUAUCAUGGAAGGAAUUAUAAGGACAAAGAAUUUGAAGUAAGGAAAUUAAUAUUUGCAGAUAAUUGGAGACGUAUCGUACAUCACAAUCGCAAAAACCUGGGCUAUAAAUUAGAAGUUAACAAAUUUGCUGAUCGUUUCGACGAGGAACUGGUACACCUUUUCGGAACCAGACCCUCCAAAUCUAACGCUCUUGGCACUGAGCCGUUUCCUUUCUCCGAAGAAGAACUAAAUGCUAUGGAAGAAGAACUACCAAUCAAUUAUGAUAUGAGGCAAGAUGGUAUAAUAUCGUCUAUCAAAAACCAAGGAGACUGCGGAUCUUGCUGGGCGUUUGCAACCACGGCUGCUAUCGAAGCGGCUAUUUCGAGAAGUAAUGGCGGGCGGAAUAUCGACCUUAGUGAACAGUCUUUAGUUGACUGCUCUUGGAGCAAAGGUUAUAAAUUUGAUUCUAAUCAAGGCUGUAACGGUGGAUUCCUGUACGAGGCGUUUAAAUACGUGACAUUAUAUGGCAUACCUACACAGAGGGAAUAUGGACCAUAUUUGGAACAGGACGAUUACUGCAAAAUGAAGAAUAUGACAAACGUUUAUAACAUCAAAGGAUUUGCUAAGGUGCCAUCGCUCAGUGAGACCGCUCUGAAGGCGGCACUCUACAAAUUUGGCCCUGUCACUGUUGUCAUCAAUUCCGAGUUAUCAAUGCUGUAUUACUCUAGCGGAAUUUAUUAUGAACCUAAGUGCAACAAGUACCCUACCAAUCACGCGGUCACGGUGGUUGGAUACGGUGUCCGCGACGGCGCGAACUACUGGAUCGUGAAGAACUCCUGGGGUGAGGACUGGGGCGAAGACGGCUACAUACUCAUGUCCACUGCAGAUAACAAUUGCUUCCUCAUGACCGACGGCUAUUACCCUAUCGUUUAGAGUGGUGCUUCAAUAUAUUAACUUUUUAUAAUAAAUAAACUGCACGUGC
This is a messenger RNA of Parnassius mnemosyne (clouded apollo), 3767 nucleotides long. Lineage: Eukaryota; Metazoa; Arthropoda; Insecta; Lepidoptera; Papilionidae. The record is from the annotation of a GenBank genome assembly.